This is a messenger RNA of Larimichthys crocea (large yellow croaker), 2384 nucleotides long. Its product is annotated as V-set domain-containing T-cell activation inhibitor 1. Gene Ontology annotation, biological process: T cell receptor signaling pathway; regulation of cytokine production. The coding region runs from base 773 to 1978 and encodes 401 amino acids. Lineage: Eukaryota; Metazoa; Chordata; Actinopteri; Sciaenidae. The transcript has 11 exons. Gene Ontology annotation, cellular component: external side of plasma membrane. Gene Ontology annotation, molecular function: signaling receptor binding. The record is from RefSeq and is a predicted model, not a curated record.
AAAGAGACAAAUAUAACAUCAAGAAAAAAACUGAACAAAACACUGUAAACUAUUUAAAUAGUUUAGAGUUUUAGUCAGUUUUUAUAUUUAGAAAAAUUUUAACGAAAUAUAUUUUUCAUUAUUAUUGUAGCAGUGUGUCGUGUGUGCAUGAGGAAUAAUGACACUUACGUUUUACUCUUUAUGGUGCUGCCAUCUGCUGGUCAAUGACUGCACACGUCCAUUUUACCAGCUGUGAUCUGAGUGGAUGACCCACAGUUACCUCUCCUCUGCACAGAAAGUUUUUAUAAAUCGAUGUUUACCACGGUCUGGUGGGUCAGCAGCCAAAGAUCCAGCCCAGUGAUGGACUGUCCUUCAGGACCUGCAGUGUUUUCAUCUUCAUGGUUCUUCAGUCUGUUGGAGGAGUCCAGCAUGCUGCAGCCAAAGAUCCAGCCCAGUGAUGGACUGUCCUUCAGGACCUGCAGUGUUUUCAUCUUCAUGGUUCUUCAGUCUGUUGGAGAGCAAGCAGAGUUAAUUUGUCCACAUCAACCAAUCGUGGCCCUGGCUGGUGAUGAUGUCAUUCUACCAUGUCACCUUGAACCUCCCACUGAUGUCAGUUCAAAGACCGUGAUAUGGACCAGACCUGGUUUAGAACCAAAGUACAUCCAUGUUCACAAAGAUGGACGACUGAAUUUUGAGAUUCAAAAUCCAUCUUAUCAUUUACGCACCAGACUGUUUGAAGGUGAACUGGAGAACGGAAACGUCUCCAUGAAAAUCUUCAGAGUGAAACUUUCUGAUGCAGGAAGAUAUUUUUGUAUCUUGGAUUCAAUGCAGAAGGAAGCGUCCAUCCAACUCAGUGUUGGAGUCCAGCAUGCUGCAGCCAAAGAUCCAGCCCAGUGAUGGACUGUCCUUCAGGACCUGCAGUGUUUUCAUCUUCAUGGUUCUUCAGUCUGUUGGAGAGCUGUCAGAGUUAAUUUGUUCACAUCAACCAAUUGUGGUCCUGGCUGGUGGUGAUGCCAUUUUACCAUGUCACCUUGAACCUCCCAUCAAUGUCAGGUCAGAGACUGUGGUGUGGAUCAGACCUGGUUUAGACCCAAAGUACAUCCAUUUUCAGAACGAUAGACAUCUUAUUUUUGAGGAUCAAAAUCCAUCUUAUCGUUACCGCACCGCUCUGUUUGUGGAUGAACUGGAGAACGGAAACGUCUCCCUGAAAAUCUUCAGAGUGAAACUUUCUGAUGCAGGAAAAUAUGAAUGUCAUCUUCCAUCAAUGCAGAAGGAAGCGUCCAUCCAACUCACUGUUGGAGAGUCUGAUGUGAUUGGCUCACAUGAACCAGUCAAAGCAACACUCGGUCAAGACGUCAUUCUGCCAUGCCACCUGGAGCCUCCAUUUGAUGUGUCGACUCUAACGGUGGAGUGGAAACAGGGUGAAAAACACGUACACCGCUAUCGAAGUGGAGUGGACGAUCAAGCUGGUCAGGACAAGAACUACACAAACAGAACGUCUCUCUUCCAUGAAGAAAUGACCAGUGGAAACAUUUCACUGAAACUGACCAAAGUAACUGAACUGGAUGCAGGAAAUUACACCUGCCAUGUUCCUAAACUGCACAGUCAGGUCAGGAGAGGCAAAGUUACCCUCACUGUUGAGUCAGAGGAUGAUGCAGACAAAAGACGUCAGACUAAUAAAACUGUUCAUGGUGGAGAAGAAAUCUUGACACCAGGCCGUGGACUUAGCAGUGGUGAUGUCGCUGGAAUUGUCAUUUUAAUUCUUGUCAUUGUUGGAAUUGGUCGUCUUGUAUGGAAGAGACGUAGAAACGCUGAGCAGAAUGCAGGAGACGGCGGGGGAAGACAGGAAGACAAGGACGAAAAUCAGCCCAUCGCUGAUAAUGUUAGAGGUAACAAUGCAGAGCAGAAUGCAGGAGACGGCGGGGGAAGACAGGAAGACAAGGAGGACGACGAUCAGGUGAACAGCUCUCCGAAUGUUCAGAGGAGACGACGCAGAUAAAUGAUCAUAACUCUUAAAAACUCCAAACAUUUUUUUUUCAAAUCAGGUGCCUCAAGCAGAACAUCCAAAUUAAUUAAAAACACUCAGGAUUUGCCAAAAUGUCAAAAGUGAUCAAGGUAAUUAUUUUCUAAUGUUCAUAGGGAAACUGCAGACCCAAGUUACAUAAGACUGUUCAGAUUUUUAUUCACUCACUGCUGUUUACAAGACAAAUAGCAGGUCAUGUUUUCACCCCAUGAGGGCGCUGUUGUCUCACUGUUAUUUGAGAACGCAGACACAUGAGAACUUUUUAUGUGACCUUACUGUAAUUGUGACAUAAUGGUGCAGAUACUUUAAAAUGAAAAAGUACCUGAGGUAGUACUACACUGUAGAAGUACUCCACUACAAGUUAAAGUGCUGCAUUCAAAAC